ACAGACAGCCCAGUCAUGGAGGCGAUCUGGCUCUACCAGUUCCGGCUGAUCGUCAUCGGGGACUCCACGGUGGGCAAGUCGUGUCUGAUCCGGCGGUUCACGGAGGGCCGCUUCGCCCAGGUGUCGGACCCCACCGUGGGCGUGGACUUCUUCUCCCGGCUGGUGGAGAUCGAGCCGGGGAAGAGGAUCAAGCUGCAGAUCUGGGACACGGCGGGUCAGGAGCGUUUCAGGUCCAUCACCAGGGCUUACUACCGCAACUCUGUGGGGGGGCUCCUCCUGUUCGACAUCACCAACCGCCGCUCCUUCCAGAACGUCCACGAUUGGCUGGAGGAGGCUCGUAGCCACGUCCAGCCCCACAGCAUCGUCUUCCUAUUGGUCGGCCACAAGUGCGACCUGGAGGCCCAGCGCCAGGUGAGCCGUCAGGAGGCAGAGAAGCUGGCCGGGGCUUACGGGAUGCGCUACAUCGAGACGUCGGCCCGUGACGCCAUCAACGUGGAGCACGCCUUCACCGAGCUGACCAGAGACAUCUUCGCCCUGGUGCGGACCGGCGACAUCACCAUCCAGGAGGGCUGGGAGGGCGUGAAGAGCGGCUUCGUCCCCAACGUGGUUCACUCCUCCGAGGAAGUGACCAAGAGCGACCGCCGCUGUCUCUGUUGAUCUGGAACGAGCUCGACGAUGGGACUGAAGGUGGAAAGGGGAGGACGGACUCGGAGGGGGGGGGGGGGGGGGACUCAAACUGCUGGAAACCCUCUGUUCUUUCUUCAGACUGGAAACAACCAGGGAUUGUUUGAGGAAUUUCAAUGAGAAGAAGGUAGAAGGAGGCAAUGAACACUUUGAACAUGAGUGGACGGCUGAAGAAGACGAUUUAUAAAUAUGUUUUAUCCGUUGGAGAUGAAGGAUCUCAGACCGAGGGCUCCCAUGAUGCAACUCCUCGGAGUCUUAGAAAGGCCUUAGAAAGAAGACUCCAAAGAGAUGAUCGUUCUUUCUCCCAUCAUCUCUUCCACCUCUUCUUCUCCCUCCACUUCUUAACCUUCCCUCCUCCACCAAUAUGCAAUUACAUGAUCACGUACAAAAAAAGACAACCACUUUCGCGUUGUCCAACAUCCUCCGAGCACAUACCAUUCAAAUAAAGUUUAGUCAGCACCUGUAGGUCACAUCUCCCUCGGUAGAAAGAGUUUUGUUUUCUCUCCACAUUCCACGAUCGGAGCUCGACUGAGGAGUCUGAGAUCAAAGGACUGAUUUCCUGCUAAUAGCCUUUAAUCCGUUGCCACUUUAUUUCUCUGUGGAACUUCUGCGGGCUCCAGUGAGCUCGAGGACUUUGACGACAUGGUUACAUCCACUGUCAUUCUGCUAAUUCCAGCACCGACACAAAACACCCGGUUCCUGGAAGGGAAGUGUACAGCUUAACUGACGGAGGUGGAGAACAAGCGUAACAUCUCCUAACUCUUAACUCUCUGGUGUAAGUGGACUAACAGGAACGUUGGAGCCUCCACAGCCACUUUAACUGAGGAUCGUCAUAUGGGACGUUUGAAAGGUGCAAAUAAGCAAACUGGAGAUUAUUUAUUUCUCCGACAGAGGGAGACCAGACCCACGCAGAGGGGGAACUCGACAAACGGUCUCCGACAAGAGCGUCCAGAGGCGUCAAGCCAACACAGGGACGAUACAGGCUGAAAUUCUGUUGUGUAAAAAGUGGUUUACAUGCCUUUUUGGUGUGUGUGCGCACAAAUGUAAUUUCACAGUAGACUUUUACUCUCAGUCGAGUGCAAGCGAGUGUCGCAGGUGAAUGAAAACUCUGGAGAUUCGGUUGAUAAAGCUUCCUGUGGCGUCACAGACUGGUUUUUACUUUUCAACCACAUUUUGACACAGAUGCUAAAAUAAUCAUUUGAGAUGUUUGACUGUUUAAACCACAGUUUUCUGCCUGAGGAGGUUUAGUGUGAGUUACCGUCUAAAGGAGCAGUUUGAAAUGAGCUUAUUCACUUUCUGGUGGGAAGAUGAGUUUCCACCAAACACCCAUAUCGACCGACAGCUCUAUUUCUUUUAUUGCCUCAUAUCCUCCUCACCAGGCUUUGCCCCUCUGUGCCCGACGUAUGAGAGGCGAGAAGAGGAAUUCGUACAUAAAGCAGCAUAUAUGAUCCUAACACUUUAAGGGGACGUGCACAUAUAACGAGGACAUGAAUGCCAGGAAGUGACAGAAGGAGAAGAACCAUUUCCUCGUCUUACGUCGAGCUUAGAUGAGCCAUUUGUUUUAUCUUCGGCCCGAGCCGUUUCUGGUCUUUGUGUUAGGCUACGCUAAGAAGCUGCUGCCUGUAGCGUGAAGCUUCAUGCACAAGUAUGAGAGGGUUUUUCAUUUUCAGAAGAAAGGGAAUAAGCAUAUUUACUCAAGUGUUUCUUCAGCGUUUAGCAUCCGUUUGGAGUUUUAGCCUCAAAUAAAGAAAGUCCCUUUACUGCCAAACUCUGUUAAAAUCUCUGUCUGUGUCCGAGGAGCUUAUCCACCGGCCAUGAUGAUAUAAUAAACUAUAACUGAUAAUCUGAUGAAGUCGAGACCUGACAUGUUGGUGACAAGAUGAAUAAUGAGCCUGAAUGUUUUCGAGCGAAUCACAAAUUGACUUUGCACACAGACACGUUAUUUCAGGGUCAAAAGGAAAACCCAUUGAUUCUGACACAGUGACGGGCGACAUGUCAUCAAGCCUGGAGUCAAACGCAUGUAUCUGCUGGGGGACAACACCAGUGUCCUGCCCUCAGUGUGACCCUUCUUCCACAGGAGCCGCGGUUCAGAAACAAAAGGUUGUUUGUUUUCAGUCCUCUGAGCUGUACAGACUAAAGUGUCCAUCACAGUCCUGGAUCCUGCCGGGUCGCAGCCGACAGUCUCUCUUCCUCUGCUCUAGUUAUCUAUCUACAAACUGAAAUGUACUAAGAAAAUAAAAUGUGACUGGAAAAAGAAA
Pleuronectes platessa (European plaice) is the source of this 2942-nucleotide messenger RNA. RefSeq names its product RAB39B, member RAS oncogene family b (gene rab39bb). Bases 16 to 657 code for a protein of 213 amino acids. The transcript is spliced from 3 exons. Gene Ontology annotation, cellular component: Golgi membrane. Gene Ontology annotation, biological process: Rab protein signal transduction. Gene Ontology annotation, molecular function: GTPase activity; GTP binding. Lineage: Eukaryota; Metazoa; Chordata; Actinopteri; Pleuronectiformes; Pleuronectidae. The record is from RefSeq and is a predicted model, not a curated record.